Symbiodinium necroappetens is the source of this 855-nucleotide messenger RNA. Lineage: Eukaryota; Dinophyceae; Suessiales; Symbiodiniaceae. The record is from the annotation of a GenBank genome assembly.
GUCAAGCUUCAUGCGUCCUUUAGAGACGAGGAGUGGCACUACUUUACUUUGGAGCUCUGUCCUGGCGGCGAGCUUUGGAGCCUGUCCCGUGCCGUCGGCUGCCCAGAGAGCCUUGGGAGGCACUGCCUCUGCCAGGUCUUCGAAGCAGUCCAGUACCUGAGAGAUGCACGGAUUGUCCACAGGGAUCUGAAGGCAGAGAACGUGCUCAUUGGACCGCGAGGCAACUGCAAGCUCAUUGACUUUGGCAGUGCCAGGGAUUUGGCGAACCCGCAGGUGAAGGGAGCGGGGACUCGAAACUUCAAGACUGUCAUGGAGGAGUACGUGGGGACUUCAAACUUCAUGGCUCCGGAGGUGGUGAAGAACUUGUCUUCCGACUUUCGAUCCGACACCUGGUCACUGGGAUGCCUGGUAUUCCAAGUUCUCGCUGGUCUUCCGCCCUUUCAUGGUGGGUCCAUCGUGCGAGUCUACAAGAAGAUCAGCAAAGGUGUCUUGGAGUUUCCCAGCAAAUGGCUGAAAGACGAUGCUGUUGACCUGAUCCAAAGUAUGGUGGUCAAGGAUCCAGACGCCCGACUGGGUGCAAAGGAUUUGCGAGAAGUGGAGGAGCAUCCUUUCUUCCGAGGAUUGGGCUUCAAAGAUGCUCACCGGCGGCCCGCGCCGGUCUGUACCCUGCGGGAGAUGUGCCUGCGCCAAAUUGGUCUGCGCUGGCACAAGUUCGGUGAGCCGGCUUUGACAUGGGCGCGGUCGCAGCCAAGUCUCAUCCCGCAGGUCCUGGCAAGCCUGGAGCGUGUCGCGGAAGUCUCUGACCUGCUCGUCCUUGACCCAGCUGGGUCAAGGAAGACAUGCUCUCAUGUUUGA